This is a messenger RNA of Dracunculus medinensis (Guinea worm), 2118 nucleotides long. The record is from the annotation of a GenBank genome assembly. NCBI's taxonomy places the organism in Eukaryota, Metazoa, Nematoda, Chromadorea, Rhabditida, Dracunculidae.
AUGAAUAAACCUUUCAUCAAACAUCCAGUUUAUGCCCAUUUUCCUUGCAUUAGUUCUUUUAUUCAAAUAGUUAUAACAACUUUUGUUUUUGCAGAAAAUACGUUAGAUGGAAGACAUUUGCUGGCAAAACUUCCAGCCCCUCCACCGUUUCCAAUAUUGCCGCAGUUGGAAGAAACAGUUGAACCCACAUUAACGAGAGAUGAUUUCAAUGAAAAUGCUGAAAAAUUUAAUGAAGAUGCUAUAGAAGGAAUCAUACAGGAUUUUGUUGAAAAUGACGUGAAAGCAGAUUUAUUAAUAGUGAAUUCUGCCUCAUCGAGUCCUGAUUUUGAAAUUUCAGCCGUUGAUACACUAUCUCCAUCCACUUCUGCGAAUUGUGAAAUGAAUUCAGAAAAGGUGAAGGAGUUAACUUGCACUAUGCAAGCUGUUUUGGCACGUUUGAAAGAUAUUGAAUCUCGUAAUACGAAAAGUAGUUCAGCGGAUAGUGUUAAAGAAAUUGAACUCACAGAAGAUGAAGAUAAGGCUCUGAAAGAUGAAGAAGAGAUUGCAGUUGUUGAAGAAACGAAAAGAGAUACUAUGUUGCAAAACGAGUUAAUAGAAAACGUCGCCUUGCCAAUAAAUUCACCUAUUCAUUGUUUAAAUGCUGGAACUUCAAACUCCACCAAGAUUGUACGAGCGCAGCCAUAUAUACAAAUGGCGCCAGAUUCCGAGUACGCAGUGGAGAAUGAAGAUAAACCAUUGCCUGAAUUUCACGGUGAACCUGUUCCUGACGAUGAUGAUGAGAUUAUUGUCGAAGGAGUUGCUAAAAAACGCUCAGUUUUAGCAAAAAAAGGUCUUUUGAUGCAAGAAGAAGAGCCAGCACCUGGCGAUGAACAUGUGGAAAUUGAUUUUUAUAAUGCUGAUCUCCACAUAAAAGCAAGCGAAUCAAAUCCUUUUCUAAUUGAUCCUGAUAAUGGUGACGGAUUUGCAUUAAUGUGGGGUGGCGCUCGAUCAACAUAUGGCGUUAUUGUCCCAGCAGAUCUUGAUGGAUUUCCGAGAAUCGCAUAUCAAUGCAAGGUGAUAAUAAUUGGAGCUCCACAAUUAAAAUUAAUUCUUCAUAUUUUAUUCACUAUUUUUCAGUUGGGUGAAGCUGCUAAUUCAUACGCAUUCAGUUCAAUGGCUCGACGAGCUGUGAAUACUAUUUUCUCUGAAUUUGGCGAGACCUUCCGUAUAAAUGAUAUUAUUACAACUGUGCUCGAUCUUCAAGCCUCCGAAAUUUCGUAUUGGAAAAAUGAUCGAUUUCUUGGUGUUGCAUUUAAUGACGUUAAAUUUUCAACUGGUGAUGUAAUAUUUCCACAUUUUUGCACAAAAAAUUGUAAAAUGGCAGUAAAUUUUGGAAAUAAUGCAUUGGAUGAUUGGUUGGAUUUGAACCGGUUGGAAAAUAUAAACGCAUUUUUUUUGGAUACAAUUGAACGAGGCAUGUUACUUCGAGGACCUACUCCUCCACCGAGUAAAAGUGAAUGUACUGUUCUGAUGAUGGUGGGAUUGCCUGGAGUUGGCAAAACGACGUGGGUAAGACAAUACCUGAGAGAGCAUCCACUUGAGCAAUGGACUCUUCUAAGCACUGAUACUAUUCUUGCAGCUAUGAAAGUAAAUGGAAUUGCGAGGAGUCGAGGAAGAUGGGAUAUGGUUAUGGGUCUCAUUGCGAAAGCUUUAAAUCGUUCAUUAACUUUAGCAUGUCGUAGGAAACGAAACUAUAUUGUUGAUCAAACCAAUGUGUCAAAGGAAGCUAGGAAGAGGAAGUUGACACAAUUUAAAGAUUUCCAGCGCAAAUGUGUUAUAAUGAUCCCCACCGAGGAGGAAAUGAUUAAUCGACAAAUGCGGCAGUCUCGUAUCGAUGGUGUUGGACCAGUUCCUGUUGAGGCGAUGCUUGAAUUAAAAGCGAUGUUCUCUAUACCAAAUGUUGAUGUUGAGCCAAUCGAGGAAGUGCAUUUUGUUGAACCACCACUUGAACGAAUCGGUGAAGCGAUUGAGCUGGUGAAUAGGUGCCAUUAUUAUUUAUAUGUUUAUUUACUAUAUGUUAUUUUUUUAGUAAUUAUUAUUUCAUUAUUUUUCAAUUAUAAAAUGUUUGAACAAUCUUGA